UAGUGACCAGGAAUCGAUAGAGGCCACUGCCAGUAACGUAGGCCUGUUUCGGCCCACCAGCCCAGCAAAUAAGGAUCCGAGUAAACCGAGGGUUUGCAUCACUAUAGUAUUUCUUCUCUGCGAGAUCUUUAUCCAAGUUAUAUUGCGGAGUCGGCGUCGAAAUCGGAUACCAGAUCGGGCCCGCAUAAGCUUAUGCGGCAUUCUCCACAGGGGCAAAACGCCCUUCGUUUCCUCCCAACCUGCAGAGUUUAUGUCACUGAGUGAAAAAGCAAAGAGAGAGAGAGAGAUAGCCUCUAUUUAUUUUAGUGAUUAUGGACUCCUCGUUCUGCACCGAGGCAUCAGACACAACCGCAGGCUCUAGAAACAAUGACAGCAGCGUGCGCCCUGACGAUGUUUCCUCGAUCAGCUUCGCUCGGCCUCCUAUUCGGAGCUGCACAUUGUGUCGACAACGUAAGAUCAGAUGUGACCGGCAACAACCCUGUGCUAGUUGUAUCCGCGUGGCAGCCAAGUGUGUUUACCCCGCAGGACCUGGUCGUGCACCAAAGCGACCGCGAAAGGCCGUGGAAGCUCGACUGUUGGCCCAGCUGUCUCGGCUGGAGACGAUUGUGAGAUGCCUCGAGCCAGAGGGUGCGGGCAGGUCAGAUCGUGCUUCGUCGGGCCAGACUCAUGCAGAGAGAGCGGAUCAAGAUCGCGAAAGCAUCGCACCGCCCACAAGCUCGACGGCUCAUUCAGAACCCGAAACUGACCUACAAAUUGGCCGGUUGAUAAUUGACGAGACGCAGAGCUGCUACGUUAGCAGCGCGGUUUGGGCCAGAUUAGGGGAUGAGAUCGAAGAACUGCGGGAUUUCCUCCAUGAGCCCGAUUCAGACGAUGAAGACCAUGAGUCAGUUUCCGAGCAGCCAGCAGCAUCAGCAGCACUCGGGAGCUUGGGCUCGAAUGCAGCCGUGAUGGGCUUUAGGUCGCUCGCGCAUUCCCUCCGCAACUAUCACCCCCCGGUCUCUCAAGCGGUGGCACUCUUUGAGAUUUUCAAAGAGAAUGUCUCCCGACUAAUCCGGAUUUUCCAUAUGCCAACCCUCAUUCAACUAUUCUGGGACUCAAUGGCGUCCCUGGAUUCCCUCGACAAGAAUGUGGAGGCACUUCUGUUUGCAAUUUACUACUCGGCAAUGAUUAGUUUGGAACCAGAGGAGUGUCUCGAUCAAUUGGGAGUCCCCAGAUCCCGCGCGUUGGAAACAUAUCGAUUUGCUGCAGAGCAGGCGAUGGCUCGCGCAGAUCUCUUGAACACUCAGAAUAUGAUUCUACUGCAGGCUGCGGUGCUGUUUCUUUCCGCCUUACGCAAUGAAGAUUAUUCCCGGACUGUAUGGUCUUUGACCUCCCUCAUCUUUCACAUUGCCCAGGCCAUGGGCCUCCACCGAGACGGAGCGUCGUUUGGACUGAGGCCGCUGGAAACCGAGCUACGAAGACGGCUAUGGUGGCACAUUCUUUUUCUGGAUAACCGAUCCACGGAAUACCAUGGCUGCGAGCCGAUUGCCCAAGGAUCGACAUACGAUACAAAAGCACCGUUGAAUAUCAAUGACAGUGACCUGACAGCCCAAAUGACCGAGCCGCCCCAGGAGCGCGAGGGGAUAACAGAGAUGACCUACAGCCUGAUGCGAUGUGAAACUAUACGUGCCGUCCGGAAGCUCUGCCACACAACACCUGGUGAAAGCGACGAGGAUCCAGGAAACGGCUCAUGCUUCGAAGCUCGGGAGGCACUGGCAGAAGACCUGCAAACACGCUUCCAAAGUCGUUAUGUAAACCAUUCCGACCCAUCUGCGCCAUUCCUUCGUGUGAUUUCGAAGGUCGCGCAGCUGAUUACCCUGAGGAUGUGGGUGUCUGUCCUGUAUCCGCGCUGCUCAAAGGAUCUAUCAAACACUCUACUGCGGGAUACGCGAGCUCGUCUCUUCCGCAUCUCCACCCAAAUCCUGCAACUUUCCAGCUCGCUUCUCACAGAUGAGGAGACUCAUCAAUGGGCCUGGCAUUCCAAGACACAUAUCCAGUGGCACGCCGUGGCUUUCGUGCUUGCCGAGAUCUGCUGGCGACCACCAUCCCCAGAGUGUGAACUUGCCUGGGAAUGUGUGAACAAAGUCUACCACCAUUGGGAAGGGAGAGGAAAUGACAAACGGGGCAUGCUGUGGAGACCGAUCAAGAGAUUGAUGGCCAAAGCGCAGUACGUGCGAGAUGUUCAGAAGAGUCGUGGUAGUACUAGCCAACAACACCGCUGGAAAGUUGCAACUGGAUCCGUAGCCCCAACGCCAGACCAUCGGUCCCGGGAGGACAGGCCAACGACAUCUGAACUGGAAUUUGACCACAGCCAGGCUGGACGCGGUAUUCCUUCCCGGUCUGGGACCGGCGGCGGCCCCUCUGACUUUGCAGAGGAGCCGUUAGACCCUUGUUGGAGCGUAUUUCCUUACACGACUGGCAUUGGAGGGGUUGGUCCACCGGCAUUGGAUAUGUUCGGAAUGAUGUCUGGACCUGGCCCUGUUUGGAAUUUCCCUCGUAAUCUCCAGACAGAUCCACCAGGCGACUUGUAUGAUAUGAAUAUUUCCAUGGGUGGCUUUAACCUCCCCCCGGUUUAGUUCUGGAUCAUCUCUUUACGUGGAUGUGAUUAUAGCUUCAAAUCAGCUGAUUCUAAUAGAAACAGUAUCACCACAUAUACCCUAACCCUAACCCUAACCGAUAUAAUACUGUAUAUUAGCUAGAAAUGACUGUCUUGGCCACCUUUUUAGCGGAACGGUAAAGUUGACCGAAACCUUUGUGGUAGUUUUACCUUGGAGUGAUCCUAGAGUUUCCUAUAAGGAGUUUCCUCUCUCGUAAUAUACAC
Molecule: messenger RNA, 2860 nt
Organism: Aspergillus ochraceoroseus IBT 24754
Lineage: Eukaryota; Fungi; Ascomycota; Eurotiomycetes; Eurotiales; Aspergillaceae
Exons: 2
Coding region: 312-2615 (767 amino acids)
Biological process (GO): DNA-templated transcription; regulation of DNA-templated transcription
Molecular function (GO): DNA-binding transcription factor activity, RNA polymerase II-specific; DNA binding; zinc ion binding
Source: RefSeq, a predicted model, not a curated record